UAUGGCUCAAUCUUUAUUAUUCACAGUGAAGAGACGUGCCUUUGAAUUGGUUACUCCAUCCAAACCCACACCUCGUGAAAUAAAAUUACUCUCAGACCUUGAUGAUCAUGAUACCUUACGUUUUCAUAUAGCUGGGAUACAAUUUUACAAGUAUGAUCCAAAUAUGGAAGGGAAAGACCCUGUUGAUGUUAUUAGAAAAGCACUUGCGAAAACGCUUGUGUUUUAUUAUCCAUUUGCAGGUAGGUUAAGAGAAGGUGUUGGUAGGAAACUUAUGGUUGAUUGUACCGGAGAAGGUGUUUUGUUCAUUGAAGCUGAUGCUGAUGUUACUCUUAAAGAUUUCGGUGAUAAUCUUCUUCCUCCAUUUCCUUGCUUGGAUGAGCUUCUUUAUGAUGUUCCUGGUUCUUCAGACUUGCUUAACACUCCAUUGCUGCUUAUUCAGGUUACACGCCUCAAGUGUGGUGGUUUCAUUUUAGCUCUUCGUAUGAACCAUACGAUGAGUGACGCAUAUGGUAUAGUUCAAUUCCUGAAUGCCUUAGCUGAAAUAUCUCGCGGGAUGAAUGAACCUUCAAUCUCACCAGUGUGGUGCCGAGAGCUUCUAAACGCAAGAGAUCCACCAAGAGUGACAUGUAUUCAUCCUGAAAUCGAACAGGAACCUGGUAACAACGAAGCCAUAAUCAUAUCCUUAUUAGACAACAUGGUCCAACGCACUUUCUUCUUUGGUCCGACCGAGGUAGCCAAAAUUCACUCUCUCCUUCCGACCAACAUGGUACACAAGUACACCAAAUUUGAAAUCAUCACCGCAUUUGUUUGGCGUUGUCGUACAAUAGCGUUACAUCCAGAUUCAGACGAAGAAGUUCGUAUGAUAAGCGUAGUCAAUGCACGUAGCACAUCGUUUAACCUACAACUACCCAAUGGUUACUAUGGUAAUGUUAUUGUGUAUGCUGUUGCAGUGACAUCAGCAAGAAAACUAAUUGAAAAUCCAUUGGAGUAUGCAUUGGAUUUAAUCCAGAAAUCAAAAGCUAAUGUCACCAAAGAGUAUAUCCAUUCUUUAGCCGACUUAAUGGUUAUCAAAGGUCGACCUAGUUUUUCCUUAAAGGGAUUGUUUGCAGUAUCCAAUGUUACACAUGCUGGAAUUAAAGAUGUUGAUUUUGGUUGGGGAAAAGCUGUUUAUGGUGGACCGGCCAACGAUAGUUCAUUUCCUGGCAUUGUUAGUUACUACUUACCAUUUAAAAAUUGUAAAGGAGAGAAAGGUUUGGUUUUACCGCUUCGUUUGCCAGCUCAUGCCAUGGAGAGGUUUGUUCAAGAGUUAGAUAGGGUUCUUAAGAAUAACAUUAACAAUCCUAUUAAGGGUGAUCCAACAUCUCCUAUCAUUCAAUCGUUGUUGUAGUCUUUGACUAAUAUUGUUGGUUUUCUGUAUGAUUGGUUGCUGUGAUGUCUUUUCCUUCCGCUUGUUUUUGCUGUUGUUGGCUGAUUGUCAAAGUUCUUUCUCUUUGUUUUUUGUUUUGUUCUCUAUGUUUUACCGGUCUGACACUUUUGUGUCUGUUGAAUAGGGUGUUUUGCCUUUUGCUAUUAAUAUAUUA
Molecule: messenger RNA, 1580 nt
Organism: Vicia villosa (hairy vetch)
Lineage: Eukaryota; Viridiplantae; Streptophyta; Magnoliopsida; Fabales; Fabaceae
Product: benzyl alcohol O-benzoyltransferase-like
Exons: 2
Coding region: 2-1387 (461 amino acids)
Molecular function (GO): acyltransferase activity, transferring groups other than amino-acyl groups
Source: RefSeq, a predicted model, not a curated record